Westerdykella ornata is the source of this 1033-nucleotide messenger RNA. RefSeq names its product alpha/beta-hydrolase. The record is from RefSeq and is a predicted model, not a curated record. Bases 1 to 855 code for a protein of 284 amino acids. Lineage: Eukaryota; Fungi; Ascomycota; Dothideomycetes; Pleosporales; Sporormiaceae. Gene Ontology annotation, biological process: lipid catabolic process. The transcript is spliced from 3 exons.
AUGUUCGUAACCUUGAGCUAUGCUAUAAUUUCACCGGUAAAGAGAGGCAUCGACACGAACCUCCUCUCGAGGAUCAAUCUAAUGGAACAAUAUGCAGCAGCCGCUUAUUGUCCGAACAACUAUAAUUCACCAGGGAAUAGCGUGUCUUGUAGCUCGGGCAAUUGUCCACUCGUUCAGUCCGCAAACACCUCAACACUCGUAGAGUUCGCAAGCAAGCUCCCCACGGAUGUCACAUGCUUCGUUGCUGUUGACGACACGAACCGGCUUAUCGUGACCGCCUUUCGCGGCAGUCGCUCGAUAGACAACUGGCUGACCAACCUUCAAUUCGACUUGGUGGAAACCAACCUAUGCUCUGGCUGCCAAGCACAUAGAGGGUUCUGGCAGUCCUGGCUUGACUCUCGAACCGCCGUAAUGGCCGCUAUCAAAGAUGCGCGGAAACGACGUCCAGACUACACUCUCGUCACCGUAGGACACUCUCUUGGAGGUGCAGUAGCUUCUCUUGCUGCUGCACAGCUCCGCAAUGAAGGCUAUAACGUCGAUUUCUUCAGUUUCGGCGCACCCAAGGUUGGCGGUACAAAGCUUAGCGACUAUAUUUCUAACCAAUCCGGCGGAAACAAUUAUCGCGUCACUCACUGGAAUGAUCCAAUACCUCGUCUGCCGCCACAAGUCAUGGGAUAUGUUCAUAUCAGCCCGGAAUAUUAUAUCGACAGUCAAAACAACCGUGAUGUUAAGCCUGAUCAAGUCAGGCUUUGCUAUGGCGCGGUUAAUUACUUGUGCAAUAACGCCUGGCUCGUUACCGACAUUCUGGCGCACUUGUGGUAUUUCAAUGGCAUAACCAAGUGUGUUGCGGGCUGAAAAGCUCGGGGGCUUAAGAGCUCAGCAGAUGUGAGCGGCUUGAUGGGAUAGUAAUUGGGCUUCUCAGGAUUUUGGGGAUGUACUGGGGAAUGUGGAAAGAGGACAUCCGCGGUGGGAGAUUUCUGUGUGAUGAACAUGUUACGACAGGGGGAGUUUGGAAGGUUUGCUCGCUGCUGGG